Salmo salar (Atlantic salmon) is the source of this 1093-nucleotide messenger RNA. The record is from RefSeq and is a predicted model, not a curated record. NCBI's taxonomy places the organism in Eukaryota, Metazoa, Chordata, Actinopteri, Salmoniformes, Salmonidae.
UCUUCAUUCUUCAAAUGUCACGCAUCGGUCUCUUAUUCCGGAUGUAAAGAAUGCUCCAGUUGACCUAACUUAAAUAGUUCGCUGAAGAUUCAUCAGUGGGGCUCGACAGCGGUGCUUGUCUCUCAUUUGAAGCAUUGGGUCUAAUGGGAGUCGAUAUAGCUUCAUUCUUCACACUUCGACGGUGGUGGUGAAUUGCGAAUAACGCAUCUGAUCCCUUUUUUUCUUGACCAUUGAUUGAUUUUUGCAAUGUGAGCUUGUUCGAGUCUGCUGUGAUUUUCCCCAUCGCUGUUUAGUCACGCUUCGGUCUUGAAUUGAUUCAUUUGGAAUCCAUUUGGACUAUAUAACAUCCAGAAACCUGGACCUUUUGAUUGACUAGCAGGGGAGACAAUGCUGACCUUUGUGUAGACUCUUUCGUGUCCGAUUUUCAUUUGGUCUCCAUCUUUCAGAGACCACGGAGUGUUCUUAUCAAAAUAGUUGCUGAGGAAUCAUUGAAGAAGAUAGGGGGAGAUAGAGACGAGGGGAAUACGAGAUAACGGCAGUGGUGGGGGAACAUGCUGCCUUCGCAAGAAGCUUCCAAGAUUUACCAUGACAACUACAUGCGGAACUCGCGGGCGAUUGGGGUUCUGUGGGCUAUAUUCACCAUGUGUUUGGCCAUUAUUAACGUAGUGGUGUUCAUUCUGCCCUACUGGAUUGGGGACAGUGUGAACACCCCACACGCAGGCUAUUUCGGCUUGUUCCACUACUGCGUGGGCACUGGGAACUCCAACCGGGAGCUCACUUGCCAAGGAACCUUCACCGAAUUCAGCGGCAUUCCCUCGAGCGCGUUCAAAGCAGCCUCCUUCUUCGUGUUGCUGUCCAUGGUGCUCAUCUUGGGUUGUAUUGCCUGCUUCAUCCUUUUCUUAUUCUGCAACACUGCCACUGUCUACAAGACGUGCGCCUGGAUGCAGCUGCUAUGCGGUAAGAGAUUGGCGUUUGGGUAGCCACCUCCACGGAUGGGCGCAAAUUCAUGCAUUCUGCUCACGAACAUUGAGGGGUCCAUUACUUUCCACUCUGUUCGUUGGCGCGUGAGUGUGCUGUUGUAGCCUACACUGUG